Closterium sp. NIES-67 is the source of this 2701-nucleotide messenger RNA. The record is from the annotation of a GenBank genome assembly. NCBI's taxonomy places the organism in Eukaryota, Viridiplantae, Streptophyta, Zygnematophyceae, Desmidiales, Closteriaceae.
ACUCCUCCCCUCACCUGUCCCUGCUUCGACUGAGCUCUCUUUUUGUGUUUUCCACAACACCACUGCGCGGCCUGGUACCGACGACGCAUACCGCUGGGUUCUAUCGCGAGGCAUGGCUUUCUCGUUUCGACCCAGGGCCUUGUUGUGGCUGUCCCUUAGAGACUUGCCACGCAUUCCGUACGGCCGACACGGUUCUUUCUGGUGAUGAUAAUAUAUGCUUACAUUAUUUCGCGACAAAAAUGGUGCUCCCCUGCUGUCUCGCCCUGUGACGCAUCCUACUGGGGUAGUCUAGCCCGAUAGACAGCAAGAGCAAACCACAUCUUCACAAUAUUUCGUCCUGUAAUAGUAUCUCGUCGACGCUACUGCAGCAGCCAUGGUGCUGCCGUGCUGCCUGGCGAUGUGGGGGUGCGCGUGCUGCGGAUGCGACCUAGUUUAGAACUCUACAGUAGUAAACCAUACGUUUCUCCACGUUACAGCAGCAAUGGUGCUGCCGUGCUGCUUGGCGGUGUGGGGGUGCGCGUGUUGCGGGUGGGCCGUGCAUCGCCUCAUGUACAAGGGCUCGGACUCCAGCCACGACUGGCCGGCGGCCUCCAGAGACGAGAUGGCGGAUUUCCCCCGCCUCGCGGCGCUUGUUCUCGCGUCGUACGAACCCGACCUGGCCAAGAGCCUGCAGCUGCUGGAAUCCCUUUCCGACGACCAUGGGAAUAUCGGCGCGCAGCCGCAAAUUGACGCUGCUGAUGGCCGGUCCAAGCGAGGCGACACCGAUCCGACGCAUGUGCAAACGGCGAAGGAAGAGGAAAUGGCGAAGGGAAGGGUUCCUAAUUCUCAGCCAGGUUCCGAGCCAAAAGCCGAGGCUAAACCCGGGGCUAACGGCAAGGAUGGAGUGGUGAUGGGGAAGCGGGAGGCGAUUGAGGCGCGGAUGCUGCGGAAGGUGGAGCAGCGGGACACGGGCGGGCAGUGCCCGUCGUACCUGGUGUACCUGGACCCGGUGAAUAAAGACAUCACCGUGGCCAUGCGCGGGAUGAACCUGACGCAGAUGUCGGACUACCGGAUCCUCAAGAACAACCGCGAGGGCAAGCAGAUGUUCGAUGGGGGCUACGUGCACUGCGGGCUCCUAGCAGCAGCAGGCGCGUUUCUCGACCUCGAGAUGGACCACCUCAAGCGUCUCCUGCGCAAGCACCCCGGCCACACGCUCACGCUCACUGGCCACUCCAUCGGGGCGGGCGUGCUUGCCCUGGCAGCCAUGGUGCUGGCCAACAACCUCCGGGAGCUGGGGCGCGUGCGGAGGGGUAGGAUACGGUGCGUGGGCUUCUCGCCGCCGCGCUGUGCGUCGCUCAAUCUGGCGGUGCGCCAUGCCGACAUCAUCGCGUCUGUGGUGCUGCAGGAUGACUUUCUUCCCCGCGUCUCGCACCCGCUCGCUCUAGUUUUUGGACUGGCCUUCUGCAUGCCCUGUGUGCUGCAGUUUGCCUGCUGCCGCGACACAUGUGUGCCAGAGAAAAAGCGACUGGCAGAUCCCAGGAGGUUAUAUGCGCCCGGACGGCUCUACCACUUGCUCUACACACAACCGUGCAGCUGUACGGAUCUUCCCCCAGUGGCGCUGACCGCCAUCCCAGUGGAGGGGCGGUUUGAGAAGGUGGUGCUGUCGCGCACGGCCACUCGCGACCACUUGCUGCCACUUAUCGCCGCCAAGCUGCAGCAGUUCCUGCAGGCGGCGGAAGAGCCGGAGGAAGAAGUCAUGGCAGAACAAGUUGUGGUGAUGAAACUAAGCGAGGAGCAACAACCAGUCAUGAUGACAGCACCGCCAGAGGAGCUCAUGGAGCGGGGCGUGGGAACAGCAGCUGCAGCAGCAUCAACAGCAGCAGCAGGAGCAGCAGGAGCAGGUGCAGGAGCAGGAGCAGGAGCAGGAGCAGGAGCAGGAGCAGGAGCAGGUGCUGCAGCAGCUGCUGCGGACUCGCUAAACGAGCAGCCCUCCCUGCAGGAUCUGUCACAGCACGGGUCGCAGCAGCGGUCGCAGCACCAGCAAUCGCUGUUGCAGCAGCAACACCGGCUGCAGCAUCUCAAGUCCCUGGAGCGCUGUGUUUCGCUGAGAAUACCCAAUGCCAAGGAUCCUGCUGAGCUGGCAGCAGAUUCGGAGGAGGAAGACGAAGAGGAGGCCGGGCAAUCGGGCUCAGACGGAACUUCUGAACUUGAAGUUCAGAAUGAAGAGCAGGGGAACAAUGGUGCUGCAGCAGGGGAGAUUGCUGCUGGCAGCAGCAGCAGCGCUGGUGAUGGUGGUGGAAAUCACCCGGUGAAACAGUUGAAAGCACAUAAUUCAGCCGCCCAGGUACAGAAGCGGUGGCAGGAUUUGAUUGAAGUGCUGAUGUCCAGUGAAGGGGAGGCUGGUAAGGCAGGAGGGGAUGGAGACGUCAUUAAAGGGCAGCUUUCUAGAGGCAGUAUGGGCCGUGAGCUGAGUGGGGGCGGUGGAGGGAAAGGGUUCGCCUUCAGGAGUUUGAGCUGGAGGCAGACCUCACUUAGUGCACGGAGGUCAUCUGAUGAGAACAAAGGAUGGGCAAGGGUAAAACAGGCAGUCCAGGAAAGGGGGUUUGGGGGGGAGAGAGAAACAGGAGGAGACUGAUAAUAAUUUGGCCUACAUUAUGAUCAAACUUGGCUAGGUGUUUCUUGCUAUUAUGUACACGAAUGUACCUUUUUCUACAGAACGGCU